GUUUGAAAUUUUUUGACCGUGCCAGUUGGGCAUGUUGUUUACAAAUUUUCCGUGAGAUUCGUUCUUGCUUAAUUAAGUUAAACUAAAAUUAUUUCUUUAAAACAAGUUAAUCCAAGUUGUUUGUAGAUAUUCGAGAAGAUCAAGGUGCUAUUCAUAAAAUCGACUGAAUCGUGCGGAUGAUGUUAGUUAAAGGAAAUUAAGGACUUUUAAGGCUUCCGAUCGAUUUCGCAAAAUGCUGCUAAGACAAUUCAUUUCGGAAAGCAACGCCAUCGAAGAGAUUUACAUCGUCAAGCGCGAGAAUGAAAGCGACAAUGAGGACAACCCACCGCUGGAGAAGAUGCUACCGGAAACGGAAGUGGUUCCGGCGGCGAUGACAGUGGCGGCAGCUCGUUCAGAUUCCGCUGCUUGCGAUGAAACGGAUCUACCUUCGGUACUGGAAAUCAAAAGCGAACCGGAGGAAGAUGGUGGGGAUCAGCAGGAACUGCUGGUCCCGAUGAGGACGGAGCUAGUCGUUGAGAAUACGGAGUCGAAGCAGGAGCCGGUGGUUAAAAGUGAAAACGAAGACGACGAUGUCCCACUGGCGGUUCGUCUGAAAAAGCUGAAACAGUCGAAGGCUGCUGUUAAACGGAAGAGGCGGAAGAAAAUCCGUCGAAGCAGCUCGGAAUCUGACAACGGAAAUGCGUUUGAUGCGAAUGAUGAUGAGGGCAGCGGAAGCGACGACGAAAAGCGGCCUCGAGGCGAACCUAACUGUAAUGUUUGCUUGGAGAAGUUUCAAACUCAGAAAGAACUGAAGAUUCACCUCCGCAAGAAACAUUCAGACAUGGUACCGUUCCGGUGCGACAAAUGUACUUCGGGUGAGUUGAAGAGCGUUUCCUCGCUUAACCGACACUUCGAAAUGCACGAUGAGAGCAAGCCAUACAAGUGCACCUACUGCGAGGCUCGAUUUUCAACGAGAAUCUAUCGAACGGCCCAUCAGAGGCGGUUUCAUAAAGAGGAUUUGGAAAACGACACCAUUCGGAAUGCGAACCGGCGAUUCGUUUGUCGAUACUGCAACAAAAGGUUCGCUGCCAAGUUUAACUUGGAACGGCACGAGCGAAACCACGAAAUGAAAAUAACCGACGAUGAGGAGUUUUUGAAUCGUCGGAACCGUUGCUACAUAUGUGAUUCGAAGCCAUGCGAUAGCAAGGAAGCCCUCAUGGAUCAUCUGAGCAUUCACGUCGAUAAGUUGCCUUACACCUGUGUGCAAUGCGAGGAGCCAGCCAUGAUCACCUCGGUUCGACUGUUGAACAAGCAUCUGGCUUCGCACGAGGAACCGGAGAAGCCCAUCAAAUGCGUCUACUGCGAUGAGCGAUUCAUAUCCGUAGUUGUCUGCCAGGCUCACGAGAGGACACAUGCCCAGGAAAAGGAAGCUGACGAGGUGGCUACAGCAAAAAUGGAAGCCGAGCGGAUUUCUGCCAAGAUCAUCAUAGUCGAUGGAAUGAAGCGCUACGAAUGUGGCUUUUGUGGAAAUACCUACUCUUUGCUGAGUACCCUUCGUAGGCACGAAAAUAUCCACACCGGAAAGAUCCAGUACGUUUGCAAAAUAUGUGGUAAGAUAUUCAACAAAUCGUCCUGCUUGCUUCAACACGAGAGGACCCAUUCUCAGGAUGCGCCUUACAAGUGCGAAAUUUGCAAUCGACGAUUUAAGGAAACGAUCCGAUUGAUUGAACACCGCCGGAUCCACAGCGGAGAACGGCCCUUCAACUGUCCCAACUGCUUCAAAAGCUUCCGCAUCAAACCGUUGCUCAAGGAACACAUCCUGCUUUGCGCAGCACCGGAUAUCUGCCAAGAGUGUGAGUGUCGCUUCUGCUCCACCGUUUUCAGCACCUUUCGGCACCUGUCCGAACACAUUCUCAACAGCCAUCCUAUCUUAAUCGAUGAAACGCAGUGCGAAUUCUGCGAUCUCACAUUCAGAGACAGUCUGCAGCUGGCGGAGCACGAACAUUACCACCGGAAUCCCAAUUCCAUCAAGUGCAAUAUUUGCGGAAGGAUUUUCAAGCAACUGUCCAAUCUGAGACGACAUCAGCGACUCCACAGUAACGAUGCCGUUCCGUUCCAGUGCGAUCUGUGCGGGAAGAACUUCUCGCAGGCUGGUGCACUGAAAGUGCACAAGCGAAUUCAUUCUGGUGAGAAACCCUACAAAUGCGAACUGUGCAACAAACACUUCUACCACAGUUCCACAAUGAACCGCCACAAGCGUUCGCACUACAAAUCCAAAAGUAAGUUGUUCCUGUUUGGUGAAGACAAUUCCUCUUCCCAACCGGAGGUCGAACACCCCAUUGAAGCCAAACCCGACGUAACCAUAAUCACCAUAUCGUCGAUCGAAGAGUGCAUCGACCCAAAGCCAAUAGAUUCCAGCUCGAUGCUGAAUCUCGAGCACUCCCCUUCGACGGCAUCGAUUCCCACCUCGGUGGAAGAUCACAAUCUGCUGGACAUGCCACCGCAAGUGCCUGGCGUCGAGCUUAACACUCAGCAACUGGAAUUGUCCGCUUUUGAACUUGCCGGAGCGAGUGCGGUGUCCAUGGCGGCGGGUCCCGAUGGAGCGAUGUACGUGUUGAGCACGAAAAUGUUGAUCCCACAAACGGUUCUGCACCACCACCCGCCGGAUGGCGGUGCAGAGGAAUGUUUAGGUUUAGAACCAUCGAUUGGGCCUGACAUGUGAGAGAAAAACGCUUCGUUAGUUAUUUGAUUCCCCAAUGCUGAAUUUAUCAGAGUUGAUGACACAGAUGUUUGCAAGCUUGACGAAGUGUGUGCUGAGUACAUUGGAAGUAACCAAUACAAAUUAGGUAUGUACUACUAAUGAAACCCAUUUUUUUUCGUUAUACACUAUUCCACUUGGAAAUUAUGUUUUGAUAAAUACGCACUUUCUCCUAGGCGAAUGUUCAUCUAUUCACAUUAUUUUAGAAUAUGCAAUUUAAAAACAAAUGAACUUUGUUAGAAAAGGCGGAACCAUAGCGA
Messenger RNA from Aedes albopictus (Asian tiger mosquito), 2997 nucleotides. RefSeq names its product zinc finger protein 678. Gene Ontology annotation, biological process: regulation of transcription by RNA polymerase II. Bases 233 to 2701 code for a protein of 822 amino acids. The record is from RefSeq and is a predicted model, not a curated record. Gene Ontology annotation, molecular function: RNA polymerase II cis-regulatory region sequence-specific DNA binding; DNA-binding transcription factor activity. The transcript is spliced from 3 exons. NCBI's taxonomy places the organism in Eukaryota, Metazoa, Arthropoda, Insecta, Diptera, Culicidae.